UUUAAAAAUUUAAUCGACCUAAAUAUUUGUGUUGAUGGACUUCGAAGAGCUCUUCCCGCCACUGGUGCCUCUGGACGAGGCUACCAAGGAAGAAUUCGGCUCUGUGGACAUCAGCGCUGAUGAUAUACUCUUGCCUCCGCUGGAGAAGGCUGUAGAUGACGGCAUUUACCGCGCAUUAAGGCGUUGGAACGAAGGAGACUCGGCGUUGACGGACAAAGCGCUGCCGUACGCCGAGCGAAUUAAGAAAUACCAGCGUAUCGCUGCUCUCGCAUUACAAAGUGAUGGGUCGCUCAUUGUUGAAGAGGAAGUGGAGGACGAGGAAACCGAGUCGGAGGGAGAGCAGCCGCAAGAGGAAGACAGAGCAGCGGUUGUGGCCAAGCAGAAGGCGGCCACUGCGGCGAUGAGACAGAAGAGAAAGGAACGCAAGAAGUUAGAGAAGGAAAUGGAGAAAGAAAGAGUGAGAUUUGAUACAGUAUUUGAAGAACUGGACGAUAUUGACAGCUUGAGAGCACAGAGAGCGCCCAGCGAACGGCUUCAGAAGUUCGUAGACACAUUUAAGAUCAAGAAGAGACGAUUGGCGCAGAAGAGGUCAAUGGCGAAUACGAUCACAGCCAUGUGCUUUGAGUUCGCACGACCGAUGCCGGAUGUGCAUGGGCAAGAGGACAAUGAGGAAGAACAGAAAGCGAAGGAGAAGGUGGACAAGCACGACGUUCCAAAAGACAACGACCCGAUUCUGUGGUUCGACGUGCUGCAUCCGAGCAAGGACCCAGCGAAGACGCAGUCGUUCCUAGUACGACGCUCUCAGAGGAUUUCUGAGCUUGUAGAUCUGAUUGUCUGUGCGAAUGACGAGAGGUUAAGCGGACACGCGAAAGCGUCAAAGCUCGUGUACUUUGGUCAGCAAUUCUUUGUGGAUCGACGCGUUCGUGGGAGUCUGGACUACUCCGAGCAGAUUAUUCGCUGGAUUCGAGCUAAGCCUGAGCGUCAGGCGAAGUUCGGUGCAUUUACUGAUAAUGCUCGAGCACAUCGGAGUCUCCACGCGUCAACUUUUGCUGAUCUGGAGCUCCACGUCGACGUACCGGGUGUGUACAUUCAUCAAGGAGAGUGUGAACACCUGCUACGGCUUCGAGAUGCGCGACUACCGCAUGAACUUGACGCUCCGAAGAGCGCUGGUAUAUUCCCUUUACGUUUACCGAAUCCGCUGAAUCGCCCGCUGCGCAACUGCUUGAUCUGUCAGAAUUACAGCGCCAAGUAUGUGUGUUAUGGUGAUCGAAUGGCAGUGGUAGACCCCAUGUUCUUCUGCAACCGCUGCUACCGUGCCGCUCACUACGACGCUAACGGUAACCUGCUCUACAACGACUUCUUGAGCUUCCCGUUCAUCCAAGACUAGCCUUCAUCAUACUCAUAAUUUAAAGUGGCUGAAUCCUGUUACGGGAACUUGUCGUGUGCGCCGUAGUCGUUGUUGGCUGUCCGCGAGGCCUUGGAGAACUUGGUUAGAGCCAGAACGCCAAUACUACACGAAGCACUGACAACGAACAUCAUGUCGAAGUAUCGAUGGAACACGUUAAACUCAAUUUCCCCCAGCACUUCGUCGAUUCGCUGUCUGCAAACAAUAACGCGCUGUUAGAGUCCGAGUUACAGUUACAGAUCGCCCCCUAAUCGUUACCGUACCGAUGUAGAGGACUGAGGUUCAUCCGCAUGAGGACGAAAGACGACACGAAGUACAUCCCCAUGAGGUGGGCCAGCCAAAGCACGACACUAUUAGAGGAGACAGUGCUCGAAUAGGUGCGAAAGAACUUGAGCAACGUCACAAGGAAGCCUCUGGUCUGCGUGAACACGAGAAUCCCCACAAAACCCAGUGAAGCGACCUCCGAUACGAAGCGGAUGUUCAGCUGUUCCGCAAGUGAUGGCCAGAUAUACAGCAGCUUCUCUACUGCAUCCGUGAUCGGAUCCUUGUCGCGAUUCCUCCGGAAGACCACGUUCACUGUGCUCAUAACCAUCUUGUACACGCAGAAGGCAGACAUGACGUAGCCGAAGAAGUUGAACACGCGGCCCCGGAACGUCCUCGCUCGCAGCGAUCUGGCCUGCACAUCUCUCAGGUCAUUCACCUCCAAGAACAGCUCGCGUCCGAGACUCUCCAGUGUCAAGAUCUCCGCUUCAAGUCCCUUAAUAUACGUGGUGUCGUCCUGUUUCGAUGACCAGAAGCUGAACGCGCGAGCAAAGAUCGAACGCUUCUUGUUCCUGCUUGCAAAAGCCUCAUCCUGUCGUCUCGCCGACGCACGUACCUCUAACAUCAGUCGCUUCUUCUUAGCGAUCAGGAUAUCCAGAUUAUGACGCAGCCUUUUCUCUAAGAACUCGAUGUCUUCCUCAGCUACUCGUCGCCAGAAGAACGUCAUGUACUCGUACGGACAGUUAACUGCACCAAAGCCAGACAGCAGCGCCAUAAACACCACACCUAGCAGACUCACGCGACUCACGAAAUUGCGAAUAGAGAACAGCGCUGGGAUUAACAGCACCAAACAACAAUGGCACCCGAAUCAGUACUGAAACCUUACAUCCUAGCACCAUUUUCGCUUAGAAUCCGAACAUCAACGCACCUUCAACUGACUGACGAGGUAGAUCCGGUUCAAGCACUCCACCAAGUCUCCAGAAGCCGUAAAGGUAGAAUAACAGCAGCGUGCAUGCUGUCAUCGCUGCUUGUCGUCUUUCCACGCCGUACUCCCUUGCCAUCGCGUAGAAUAGUGAGACCGGCAACACCAGCACCACUAGAUAGGUCAUGGCAAUGAGAUCUACACGCCAUACCCAUUGGCGACUGCCCACGUGCAUCACAUCCGUCACUUCAAACAGAACCAUCUGAAAAAUGCUCAGUGAGAAGGUCAGGGAGGCUGCGAAGAGCAGCGGAGUGGCGGCACUGCGCACGGCAUAGUCACGGAACAGCCACCAGGAGAAGAAGAACCGAGCGAAUAAGAAGAAGAGCAGCCAGCUGCCCAGCGCCAAGGCCGCGUCGGAAGGUGGCAGUGCCCACAGCGACAGCAGUGUGACUUGUGCCAUAGCUAGAUUGUAAGAACGUCUAGUGUAAAGCUCAGAUAACAGUGGACCCAAUUAAAAUGUCUGCUAACACAAUGCC
Molecule: messenger RNA, 3124 nt
Organism: Phytophthora nicotianae INRA-310
Lineage: Eukaryota; Oomycota; Peronosporomycetes; Peronosporales; Peronosporaceae
Exons: 1
Coding region: 35-1387 (450 amino acids)
Biological process (GO): snRNA transcription by RNA polymerase II; snRNA transcription by RNA polymerase III
Cellular component (GO): snRNA-activating protein complex
Molecular function (GO): bent DNA binding; core promoter sequence-specific DNA binding; RNA polymerase II cis-regulatory region sequence-specific DNA binding
Source: RefSeq, a predicted model, not a curated record